Molecule: messenger RNA, 589 nt
Organism: Polyodon spathula (Mississippi paddlefish)
Lineage: Eukaryota; Metazoa; Chordata; Actinopteri; Acipenseriformes; Polyodontidae
Product: allograft inflammatory factor 1-like
Exons: 7
Coding region: 88-528 (146 amino acids)
Biological process (GO): actin filament bundle assembly; ruffle assembly
Cellular component (GO): actin filament; ruffle membrane
Molecular function (GO): actin filament binding; calcium ion binding
Source: RefSeq, a predicted model, not a curated record
UCACUGACACUUUUAAAAGUUCUGGACAAGUUCCUGAAAACUGAAGCUUCCCUUUUCAGCCAGCAAAGCGACAGGAACCCGAACAGAAUGAGCUUCGACCCACAGGGAGGCAGAGCGUUUGGGCUUCUCAAAGCACAACAAGAGGAAGGACUAGAUUCAAUAAACCAGGAAUUUCUUGUUGAUCCAAAAUAUUGCGAUGAAGAAGACCUGGAUUCAAAAUUGGAAGCUUUUAAAAAGAAAUUCAUGGAAUUUGACCGGAACGAUCAAGGAGACAUAGAUAUGAUGGGUCUGAAACGCAUGCUGGAGAAACUGGGCGUGGCCAAGACUCACCUGGAACUGAAGAAGAUGAUGUCAGAGGUGACGGGCGGAGCCACUGAGACCAUCAGCUACAAGGACUUCAUCAGAAUGAUGCUGGGCAAGAGGAAUGGCAUUCUCAAACUAAUCUUGAUGUACGAAGGCAUGGCAAAGGACGACGGAGAGAAACCGAGUGGACCGCCGCCCAAGAAGACGAUCAAUGACCUGCCCUGACCACAUCCCAGCAUGCAAUUCAGUAUUUUUAAGCACCCCCCCCCCCCCCCGCUGUGCGCUC